This is a messenger RNA of Jaminaea rosea, 912 nucleotides long. RefSeq lists its product as hypothetical. The record is from RefSeq and is a predicted model, not a curated record. The transcript has 2 exons. Bases 1 to 912 code for a protein of 303 amino acids. Lineage: Eukaryota; Fungi; Basidiomycota; Exobasidiomycetes; Microstromatales.
AUGGCCUCGUCAUCUUCAAGCCCGUCAAGCUCACAAGCCCCUCAACAGUCCCUCGGUCAGCUGGCCUCGUCCUCCCCAGCCCUUUCCAUCAUCGUAAACACAGCUGUACUGAGCGCAUCAGCCGGCCUUCUAGGAUCGACGGUCGGCGUCCUCCGUCAAGACCCGCAAAGACCGCCCGUCGUACUUGCGACACGAGCCUUAGUCAAUGCAGCAUCUGCUGGAUUUCCCUUCUUCGCUACAAGGGAAUACGUCAUCAACCCGCUCCUCUCCUCUGCAUCCACAGCUCUCCGGCAAGGACAUGCUCCCCGUCCGUCGCGUCACACGAUCAACCUUGGAUCCUCCACCAUCUCAGGUCUCGCAAUAGGCGCAGGCUCCGGCUACUAUUACGGCUACAUAGCCGCAGCUGAGACGUCGUCCUCAACGAAGCGCAACGUCAGACGACCAGCCGUUCAGGGCGCAGAGGCGUCCGUUGAGGCAUUGCAAAGAGGAUGGCAGGCAGCAGGAGGCGCAAGAGGGUUGAGCAUUUCAGCGGUCCGAGUGGCUUCGUUGGCCUUUGUAGCACAGCUGGCAGUCAAUGAGGCUGCGAUCCUGCUUGGCAUUGGAAGCGAGUCGGCAAAGGAAGAGGAGGACCAGAAGGCUCGCAGCUUGCCUGACACGACGGCGUCAAAAGCACCUGCAGCCACUUCCACUUCCUCAUCAUCAUCCCCGCCGCCACGUCACCCCUACUCAGAACCAGCAGCCACCCCACCUUGGUGGUCACCGGCGCGCAUCUGGCCCCUCGUCCGUCUUACAGAUGAGGAAUACCUCGCCCGCCUCGAAGCAGAGCGAUCCCAGCUCCUCACGGAGAAGGCACAAGUGCAGAAGGAGGUCGACCGGGUAGCUGCGGGCGGAGGGGUGGGCAAUGCCAAAUGA